Molecule: messenger RNA, 13513 nt
Organism: Drosophila bipectinata
Lineage: Eukaryota; Metazoa; Arthropoda; Insecta; Diptera; Drosophilidae
Source: RefSeq, a predicted model, not a curated record
CAGUACGUUUUGAGUUGUGCUUCGCGACGGUUGGUGAUCUUAAAAAAGUGCUCCGAACACGAACAGGGUCUAUAUAGUAUACAGUAGUACAGUGCCUGGUCCGUAUAGUCUCUCCCCGGUUUUGUAUCGCUUUUUUGGCAUCUAAGCAGUGUAUCUGUGUAGCUGUAUCUUGAACUGCUCCCCACCGCGCUGCAUCCGAGACUCUCUCCCCCCCGACCCCAACGGGUAUUCUGGUGUGUGUGUGAGAGUGCCUAGCUUUUAGCUGGCACCGUUGAGUUAUUGUUGUUUUUGGUGCUUCAACUUGAACUAUGGGUCGCGUGUUCGUGUGCGUAUUAUAAAUAUUGUGUAUAUAUAUUUAAAAAUAAGUAUUUCGACAUUCCACGGCGGUGGAAAGUAUGUGACACAUCAGUCCAGAUCCCAACAACCACGUCCCAUUCACAUCGCACACAAGUAUAUAUAUAUUAUUAUUAGUACGAGUGCCAAAAAGCAACGAACCGAGCAAUUAUUGUGAUUAAUAGCAACGAAAAAUAACGAAAAACGACCUCAAAUCAGCUGCCAAAGGCCAUUGAAAAGCCAUAAUCCAACCAGGUGCAUUAUUUACGGCUCUCUUGUAGUGAUUACCUCAUCCGUGUCAGAGCUCAGCCAGCAAAAUGGUAUCAAAAAGCAAUAAAAAGAAACAAGUGUCUCACCAGCACCAGCAGCAACAGCAACAACAUCAGCAACAACCAGCAACAUCUACCACAACAACAUCGUCGUCGGCCUCGGCCACUAAGCUGACAAAAAAGCUGGGACCCGAUGCGUUCGCCACUUUGGCAACCAACCAGAGCUCCACCACCAUGGAGCACGAAUCGGUGUCCUACGGCGAGCCAGUGGCCGGCACUUCGACUGACACUAUGCCGGCUGCUGGAGUCAGGAGCUAUAGCAGCCGAAGCAGCAGGAGCAAGGCAUCGCAGUCCCAGUCUUCGUCCUCCUACGUAGAGCAAUCUCAGGUGCAACACAGUAGCAGCAGCAGCAGCAUCAGCAAGAUCUCCAGGGACUAUGCCAACGAGAAGAUCAUUUCAUCGAUUGAUCUGCUCGAAAGCGAAAAGAAAGAUCCAGUAUUCUCGGUGCCGAUCGAGGUGGUGGAGAUCACAACACCCACGCUAUCCGUCUCCGCCAGCGGGGGCAGUGUCUCGAAAAUGUACACGUCGUCCUCGUCGAUGUCUUCCAGCCAGAAGCUCCAGCAGCAGUUUGAGUCCACAACCAGUUCCAGUCUACGGAGCGCCAACGAAACGCUCAUUGGCAGCGAGAGAGCCGACACGGCUACCGGUAUGACAUCAUCCGGGCCGAGGAAACAGGUUGGCUUCGAUACAGACACCAAGACAAUGACAAACACCACCAGCAGUAGCAGCAGCACAAAAACAAGCACAAACAUCAACAUCAGCAACCUGAAGAGCAGCACUUCGACCAGCUCCAACGGCGGUGUUAUUCAUUUGAGCGAAUCUCAGAGCGUGCCAAAGCUGCCGCCAAGCAGCGGAACAGCUGAUGGAACCAUCAACGCAUCGGUGACGUCGCCGCCAGCGGCAGGCACCCGCCCCGAACCGGUUGCCGCGACGUCUGGCGCGACCACAACAAAGGCGACGACGUCAUCGACGUCCACGCGCCGCAACGAUAAACUGGAAGUGGAGGAGGCGAACACUGGCCGACACCGCACCGAUAGGCUCAGCACAGCUGUUGACACGGCUACGUCAUCGUCGUCCAAGUCCAACAAGGAGGUCAGCGAGAGCACACUCCUCCAGAGCUCGAGCAGCAGCAAACAGUCCAAGUCCACGUCCAAGAAGGAGGUGUACGACGUGAAGACCAAAACCUGGACGGAGUACAGCGAUGGUAGCACCCAGGGCCCAAACAAGAGUCGUCCUGCCUUCGAGCGUUAUGUCAGCAAGGAGACGGAUGGUAGCAGCAAAGUAACCUACAAGAAGAAGAUAUACGACAGACGCAACAAUCGGUGGCGCGUUGUGGAUGAACGGACGGUGGAUAGCACCGCUGACCCGGGCUAUCCUGAAAUAGUGGAUGAUGUCAUUAAUACAACAACCACCACCUACACCACCAAGGUGUACGACACGAAGCUCGGCAAGUGGACGGUCGUGGACGAGAAGUCGUUCACUGAUACGAAAGCUUUCGUGCCCAAUGACAUUGCUCGUGAAAUCGAGAAAGAUAAUACCGAUGUUGCAAACAUAACGACUACCACAGAGGUAACAAAGAUUUUCGAUGCAAGCAUCAACGACUGGCGCGUCCUAGACGAAAAGGUUCACACGGAUGUCAUUGAGAAGAUCGUAGAGGCUCCCAAGAAGACCAUAUACGUGGACGAGUUUGUGGAGAUUGAGAAGAACACCUCGAUUUCGGAGAAUAAUGAGAACAUAACCCUGAACCUGAACGAAACAUCGAAACACAAAAAUAUUACCGAAAAUAUUUAUGAUGAAAUCGAUUAUGUGCGGACUGAUAAGCAACGCCUAGGCGACUCAAGAACCCGUGGAGUCGCAAAGAACAAGGUUUCCACUCACAGCGAAAGAUGCAUUUGUGAAAUUUGCACAUGCGGACGUCAUCAUUGCUCAUCUAGCACAACCAAAUCUACCGAAAAAACGAUCAUUCAAACAGACGAUACUGUCGACGAAGCAUACACGAGGAUACGUACGAAUACCUGGUCAAAAAAAGAUAAUGAAAACAUUCCCAAGCCAAACGAAGACAUUCUAGUGGAUUAUAUAGUCAUAAAGAAGCCAGAAGACAAUUUGAAGCCGGAAGGAGAAUUUAUAAUACCUCAAAAGGAGCCAUAUAGACCGGGGGAGAAGCGCGAGAAAAUUGUACAUACAGACAACCUUCGUACUGAGGGAGAAAUGACUUUUGUCGAGAAAGAGGAAUACCAAUACGCUGUUCGUCCCGGAUAUGUUAAGCCCACGGAUAAUCUUAAGCCCGAAGGAGAAUUCUUCAGUCCUCGGAAGCCAGAAUAUGUUCCGGGAGAAAGGCCUACACAAGUUCGCCAUCCCGACAAUCUUAAACCAGAGGGCGAGUUUUAUUCUCCCGAGAAGCCUGGUUACACGCCAGCCGACCGCCCAAUCCAAAAGCGGCCUGUCGACAAUCUUAAACCAGAGGGAGAAUUCGAAAGUCCGGAAAAACCUACUUACAGGCCAGCGGAGAGACCUCAAAAAAUCAUCCGGUCUGACAAUUUGCGUACUGAGGGGGAAAUGACAUUUGUGGAGCGGGAGGAGUACCAAUACGUCACAAGACCCGGACAAGUCAAGCCAACAGAUAACCUAAAGCCUGAAGGAGAAUUCUAUAGCCCCGAAAAACCGAAAUACAAGCCAGGCGAGCGACCAACUCAAGUAAGACACGAGGACAACCUCCGCCCAGAAGGGGAAUUCUACACUCCAGAAAAGCCAGGAUUUAGACCAUCUGAGAGACCAACUCAAAAGAGACCCCAAGACAACUUAAAACCAGAGGGAGAUUUCUACAGCCCAGAGAAACAACAGUACCAGCCUGGCGAACGGCCCUCUCAAGUACGACCAGAAGACAACCUUCGACCGGAAGGCGAGUUCUACACUCCGGAGAAACCUGGAUUCCGACCUGCAGAAAGACCCGUACAAAAAAGACCAGAGGAUAACUUGAGGCCUGAAGGCGAGUUUGUAAAGCCUGAGAAACAGGUGUACAAGCCAGCUGAAAAGACGGAAAGGAUUAUUCGCAAGGACAAUCUCCGAACUGAGGGAGAAAUGACUUUUGUCGAAAGGGAAGAGUAUCACUAUGUGGUGCGCCCCGACCAAGUUAAGCCCACUGAUAAUCUCAAACCCGAAGGAGAAUUCUACAGUCCAGAGAAACCGAAAUACAAGCCUGGCGAACGUCCUUCUCAAGUACGCCCAGAGGACAAUCUUCGACCAGAGGGAGAGUUCUACACUCCGGAGAAACCUGGAUUCCGCCCUGCAGAGAGACCUGUUCAAAAGAAACCUGAGGAUAACCUUAAACCCGAGGGAGAUUACAGCCCGGAAAAGCCCAAAUACCGGCCCGGAGAACGACCUUCUCAACCUGUUCAAAAGAAGCCUGAGGAUAACUUAAAGCCCGAAGGCGAGUUUGUAAAGCCUGAGAAACAGGUGUACAAGCCUCCUGAGAAGACGGAAAAGAUUAUUCGCAAGGACAAUCUCCGAACUGAGGGAGAAAUGACUUUUGUCGAAAGGGAAGAGUAUCACUAUGUGGUGCGCCCCGACCAAGUUAAGCCCACUGAUAAUCUCAAACCCGAAGGAGAAUUCUACAGUCCAGAGAAACCGAAAUACAAGCCUGGCGAACGUCCUUCUCAAGUACGCCCAGAGGACAAUCUUCGACCAGAGGGAGAGUUCUACACUCCGGAGAAACCUGGAUUCCGCCCUGCAGAGAGACCUGUUCAAAAGAAACCUGAGGAUAACCUUAAACCCGAGGGAGACUUCUACAGUCCAGAGAAACCGAAAUACAAGCCUGGCGAACGUCCUUCUCAAGUACGCCCAGAGGACAAUCUUCGACCAGAGGGAGAGUUCUACACUCCGGAGAAACCUGGUUUCCGCCCAGCAGAGAGACCCGUUCAAAAGAAACCAGAGGAUAACCUUAAACCCGAGGGAGACUUCUACAGUCCAGAGAAACCCAAAUACCGGCCCGGAGAACGACCUUCUCAAGUACGCCCAGAGGACAAUCUUCGACCAGAGGGAGAGUUCUACACUCCGGAGAAACCUGGUUUCCGCCCUGCAGAGAGACCUGUUCAAAAGAAGCCUGAGGAUAACUUAAAGCCCGAAGGCGAGUUUGUAAAGCCUGAGAAACAGGUGUACAAGCCUGCUGAGAAGACGGAAAAGAUUAUUCGCAAGGACAAUCUCAGAACUGAGGGAGAAAUGACUUUUGUCGAAAGGGAAGAGUAUCAAUAUGUUGUUCGUCCUGAACAAGUAAAGCCGACUGAUAAUCUCAAACCCGAAGGAGAAUUCUAUAGUCCAGAGAAACCGAAAUACAAGCCUGGCGAACGUCCUUCUCAAGUACGCCCAGAGGACAAUCUUCGACCAGAGGGAGAGUUCUACACUCCGGAGAAACCUGGAUUCCGCCCUGCAGAGAGACCUGUUCAAAAGAAACCUGAGGAUAACCUUAAACCCGAGGGAGACUUCUACAGUCCAGAGAAACCGAAAUACAAGCCUGGCGAACGUCCUUCUCAAGUACGCCCAGAGGACAAUCUUCGACCGGAAGGCGAGUUCUACACUCCGGAGAAACCUGGUUUCCGCCCAGCAGAGAGACCUGUUCAAAAGAAGCCUGAGGAUAACCUUAAACCCGAGGGAGACUUCUACAGUCCAGAGAAACCCAAAUACCGGCCCGGAGAACGACCUUCUCAAGUACGCCCAGAGGACAAUCUUCGACCAGAGGGAGAGUUCUACACUCCGGAGAAACCUGGUUUCCGCCCUGCAGAGAGACCUGUUCAAAAGAAGCCUGAGGAUAACUUAAAGCCCGAAGGCGAGUUUGUAAAGCCUGAGAAACAGGUGUACAAGCCUGCUGAGAAGACGGAAAAGAUUAUUCGCAAGGACAAUCUCAGAACUGAGGGAGAAAUUACUUUUGUCGAAAGGGAAGAGUAUCAAUAUGUUGUUCGUCCUGAACAAGUAAAGCCGACUGAUAAUCUCAAACCCGAAGGAGAAUUCUAUAGUCCAGAGAAACCGAAAUACAAGCCUGGCGAACGUCCUUCUCAAGUACGCCCAGAGGACAAUCUUCGACCGGAAGGCGAGUUCUACACUCCGGAGAAACCUGGUUUCCGCCCUGCAGAGAGACCUGUACAAAAGAAACCUGAGGAUAACCUUAAACCCGAGGGAGACUUCUACAGUCCAGAGAAACCCAAAUACCGGCCCGGAGAACGACCAUCUCAAGUACGCCCAGAGGACAAUCUUCGACCAGAGGGAGAGUUCUACACUCCGGAGAAACCUGGAUUCCGCCCUGCAGAGAGACCGGUUCAAAAGAAACCAGAGGAUAACCUUAAACCCGAGGGAGACUUCUACAGUCCAGAGAAACCAAAAUACCGGCCCGGAGAACGACCUUCUCAAGUACGCCCAGAGGACAAUCUUCGACCAGAGGGAGAGUUCUACACUCCGGAGAAACCUGGUUUCCGCCCAGCAGAGAGACCCGUUCAAAAGAAACCUGAGGAUAACCUUAAACCCGAGGGAGACUUCUACAGCCCGGAAAAGCCCAAAUACCGGCCCGGAGAACGACCUUCUCAAGUACGCCCAGAGGACAAUCUUCGACCAGAGGGAGAGUUCUACACUCCGGAGAAACCUGGAUUCCGCCCUGCAGAGAAACCUGUUCAAAAGAAGCCUGAGGAUAACCUUAAACCCGAGGGAGACUUCUACAGCCCGGAAAAGCCCAAAUACCGGCCCGGAGAACGACCAUCUCAAGUACGCCCAGAGGACAAUCUUCGACCGGAAGGCGAGUUCUACACUCCGGAGAAACCUGGUUUCCGCCCAGCAGAGAGACCUGUUCAAAAGAAACCUGAGGAUAACCUUAAACCCGAGGGAGACUUCUACAGUCCAGAGAAACCGAAAUACAAGCCUGGCGAACGUCCUUCUCAAGUACGCCCAGAGGACAAUCUUCGACCAGAGGGAGAGUUCUACACUCCGGAGAAACCUGGUUUCCGCCCAGCAGAGAGACCCGUUCAAAAGAAACCAGAGGAUAACCUUAAACCCGAGGGAGACUUCUACAGUCCAGAGAAACCCAAAUACCGGCCCGGAGAACGACCUUCUCAAGUACGCCCAGAGGACAAUCUUCGACCAGAGGGAGAGUUCUACACUCCGGAGAAACCUGGUUUCCGCCCUGCAGAGAGACCUGUUCAAAAGAAGCCUGAGGAUAACUUAAAGCCCGAAGGCGAGUUUGUAAAGCCUGAGAAACAGGUGUACAAGCCUGCUGAGAAGACGGAAAAGAUUAUUCGCAAGGACAAUCUCAGAACUGAGGGAGAAAUGACUUUUGUCGAAAGGGAAGAGUAUCAAUAUGUUGUUCGUCCUGAACAAGUAAAGCCGACUGAUAAUCUCAAACCCGAAGGAGAAUUCUAUAGUCCAGAGAAACCGAAAUACAAGCCUGGCGAACGUCCUUCUCAAGUACGCCCAGAGGACAAUCUUCGACCAGAGGGAGAGUUCUACACUCCGGAGAAACCUGGUUUCCGCCCAGCAGAGAGACCCGUUCAAAAGAAGCCUGAGGAUAACCUUAAACCCGAGGGAGACUUCUACAGUCCAGAGAAACCCAAAUACCGGCCCGGAGAACGACCUUCUCAAGUACGCCCAGAGGACAAUCUUCGACCUGAGGGAGAGUUCUACACUCCGGAGAAACCUGGAUUCCGCCCUGCAGAGAGACCUGUUCAAAAGAAGCCUGAGGAUAACUUAAAGCCCGAAGGCGAGUUUGUAAAGCCUGAGAAACAGGUGUACAAGCCUGCUGAGAAGACGGAAAAGAUUAUUCGCAAGGACAAUCUCAGAACUGAGGGAGAAAUGACUUUUGUCGAAAGGGAAGAGUAUCAAUAUGUUGUUCGUCCUGAACAAGUAAAGCCGACUGAUAAUCUCAAACCCGAAGGAGAAUUCUAUAGUCCAGAGAAACCGAAAUACAAGCCUGGCGAACGUCCUUCUCAAGUACGCCCAGAGGACAAUCUUCGACCGGAAGGCGAAUUCUACACUCCGGAGAAACCUGGUUUCCGCCCUGCAGAGAGACCUGUACAAAAGAAACCUGAGGAUAACCUUAAACCCGAGGGAGACUUCUACAGUCCAGAGAAACCGAAAUACAAGCCUGGCGAACGUCCUUCUCAAGUACGCCCAGAGGACAAUCUUCGACCAGAGGGAGAGUUCUACACUCCGGAGAAAACUGGAUUCCGCCCUGCAGAGAGACCCGUUCAAAAGAAACCAGAGGAUAACCUUAAACCCGAGGGAGACUUCUACAGCCCGGAAAAGCCCAAAUACCGGCCCGGAGAACGACCUUCUCAAGUACGCCCAGAGGACAAUCUUCGACCAGAGGGAGAGUUCUACACUCCGGAGAAAACUGGAUUCCGCCCUGCAGAGAGACCUGUUCAAAAGAAGCCUGAGGAUAACUUAAAGCCCGAAGGCGAGUUUGUAAAGCCUGAGAAACAGGUGUACAAGCCUGCUGAGAAGACGGAAAAGAUUAUUCGCAAGGACAAUCUCAGAACUGAGGGAGAAAUGACGUUUGUCGAAAGGGAAGAGUAUCAAUAUGUUGUUCGUCCUGAACAAGUAAAGCCGACUGAUAAUCUCAAACCCGAAGGAGAAUUCUAUAGUCCAGAGAAACCGAAAUACAAGCCUGGCGAACGUCCUUCUCAAGUACGCCCAGAGGACAAUCUUCGACCAGAGGGAGAGUUCUACACUCCGGAGAAACCUGGAUUCCGCCCUGCAGAGAGACCUGUUCAAAAGAAACCUGAGGAUAACCUUAAACCCGAGGGAGACUUCUACAGUCCAGAGAAACCGAAAUACAAGCCUGGCGAACGUCCUUCUCAAGUACGCCCAGAGGACAAUCUUCGACCAGAGGGAGAGUUCUACACUCCGGAGAAACCUGGUUUCCGCCCAGCAGAGAGACCCGUUCAAAAGAAACCAGAGGAUAACCUUAAACCCGAGGGAGACUUCUACAGCCCGGAAAAGCCCAAAUACCGGCCCGGAGAACGACCUUCUCAAGUACGCCCAGAGGACAAUCUUCGACCAGAGGGAGAGUUCUACACUCCGGAGAAAACUGGAUUCCGCCCUGCAGAGAGACCUGUUCAAAAGAAGCCUGAGGAUAACCUUAAACCCGAGGGAGACUUCUACAGUCCAGAGAAACCCAAAUACCGGCCCGGAGAACGACCUUCUCAAGUACGCCCAGAGGACAAUCUUCGACCUGAGGGAGAGUUCUACACUCCGGAGAAACCUGGAUUCCGCCCUGCAGAGAGACCUGUUCAAAAGAAGCCUGAGGAUAACUUAAAGCCCGAAGGCGAGUUUGUAAAGCCUGAGAAACAGGUGUACAAGCCUGCUGAGAAGACGGAAAAGAUUAUUCGCAAGGACAAUCUCAGAACUGAGGGAGAAAUGACUUUUGUCGAAAGGGAAGAGUAUCAAUAUGUUGUUCGUCCUGAACAAGUAAAGCCGACUGAUAAUCUCAAACCCGAAGGAGAAUUCUAUAGUCCAGAGAAACCGAAAUACAAGCCUGGCGAACGUCCUUCUCAAGUACGCCCAGAGGACAAUCUUCGACCAGAGGGAGAGUUCUACACUCCGGAGAAACCUGGAUUCCGCCCUGCAGAGAGACCUGUUCAAAAGAAGCCUGAGGAUAACUUAAAGCCCGAAGGCGAGUUUGUAAAGCCUGAGAAACAGGUGUACAAGCCUGCUGAGAAGACGGAAAAGAUUAUUCGCAAGGACAAUCUCAGAACUGAGGGAGAAAUGACUUUUGUCGAAAGGGAAGAGUAUCAAUAUGUUGUUCGUCCUGAACAAGUAAAGCCGACUGAUAAUCUCAAACCCGAAGGAGAAUUCUAUAGUCCAGAGAAACCGAAAUACAAGCCUGGCGAACGUCCUUCUCAAGUACGCCCAGAGGACAAUCUUCGACCAGAGGGAGAGUUCUACACUCCGGAGAAACCUGGAUUCCGCCCUGCAGAGAGACCUGUUCAAAAGAAGCCUGAGGAUAACUUAAAGCCCGAAGGCGAGUUUGUAAAGCCUGAGAAACAGGUGUACAAGCCUGCUGAGAAGACGGAAAAGAUUAUUCGCAAGGACAAUCUCAGAACUGAGGGAGAAAUGACUUUUGUCGAAAGGGAAGAGUAUCAAUAUGUUGUUCGUCCUGAACAAGUAAAGCCGACUGAUAAUCUCAAACCCGAAGGAGAAUUCUAUAGUCCAGAGAAACCGAAAUACAAGCCUGGCGAACGUCCUUCUCAAGUACGCCCAGAGGACAAUCUUCGACCAGAGGGAGAGUUCUACACUCCGGAGAAACCUGGAUUCCGCCCUGCAGAGAGACCUGUUCAAAAGAAACCUGAGGAUAACCUUAAACCCGAGGGAGACUUCUACAGUCCAGAGAAACCGAAAUACAAGCCUGGCGAACGUCCUUCUCAAGUACGCCCAGAGGACAAUCUUCGACCAGAGGGAGAGUUCUACACUCCGGAAAAACCUGGAUUCCGCCCUGCAGAGAGACCUGUUCAAAAGAAACCUGAGGAUAACCUUAAACCCGAGGGAGACUUCUACAGCCCAGAGAAACCGAAAUACAAGCCUGGCGAACGUCCUUCUCAAGUACGCCCAGAGGACAAUCUUCGACCAGAGGGAGAGUUCUACACUCCGGAAAAACCUGGAUUCCGCCCUGCAGAGAGACCUGUUCAAAAGAAACCUGAGGAUAACCUUAAACCCGAGGGAGACUUCUACAGUCCAGAGAAACCGAAAUACAAGCCUGGCGAACGUCCUUCUCAAGUACGCCCAGAGGACAAUCUUCGACCAGAGGGAGAGUUCUACACUCCGGAGAAACCUGGUUUCCGCCCAGCAGAGCGACCUGUUCAAAAGAAGCCUGAGGAUAACUUGAAGCCAGAAGGAGACUUCUACAGCCCAGAGAAACAGAAGUACAAGCCUGGCGAACGUCCAUCUCAAGUACGGCCGGAGGACAACCUUCGUCCUGAAGGAGAAUUCUACGCUCCGGAGAAACCUGGCUUCCGUCCAGCGGAGAGACCUGUUCAAAAGAAGCCUGAAGAUAACUUGAAGCCCGAGGGCGAGUUUGUGAAGCCAGAAAAACAGGUGUAUAAGCCUGCAGUAAGGAUUGAGAAAAUCAUCCGAAAGGAUAACUUGCGUACUGAGGGCGAUAUGACAUUUUUGGAAAAGAAAGAAUAUCAGUAUGUUGUUAGACCCGAACAAGUUAAGCCGUCGGAUAACCUAAGACCAGAGGGAGAAUUCUUCAGUCCGGAGAAACCGAAAUACCAGCCCGGAGAACGCGUUACUGUUAUUAAACAGAAAGACAAUUUGAAAGUAGAGGGAGAAUUUUUCGUCCGAGAAAAGCAGGACUUUACACCUGCCGAGCGGCCUAAGCAAAAGAAGCCCCAUGAUAACUUGAGGCCGGAGGGUGAGAUGGUACUACCAGAAAAGGAGAAGUAUAAGCCGGCUGAUAAGGUCACCAGAGUUAUUCAUAAAGAUAACCUCCGCACUGAGGGAGAAAUGACCUUCACCGAAAAGACGGAAUACCAACAUGUCGUUCGACCCACUCCUGUUAAGCCUGAGGAUAAUCUCAAAACGACCGGCAAAUUUUAUGUUCCUGAAAAGACGAGCGUUACCAAUGGGGAGCGCCCCGAGCCAGUAAGACCGAAAGACAAUCUGAAACCAGAAGGUGUUAUGUACACUCCAGAGAAACCGAAGUAUGAGCCUGCAUCCCGACCAGAACAGAAGAAAUACGUUGAUAAUUUGAAACCAGAGGGUAAGAUGCACAUUCCGGAAAAAGAAGCUUUCAAGCCUGCGGACAGGGUCAAGACAGUUAUAAGAAAGGACAACUUGAAGACCGAAGGAGAAAUGACCUUCACCCAAAAGGAGGAAUAUCAUCAUGUUAAGCGACCAGAACAAGUUAAGCCUACCGACAAUCUCAAGGUCGAAGGUGAAUUCUACACACCCAACAAGACUACCUUCAGGCCUGCCGAGCGGCCCGUCCAGAAGAAGCCGAAGGAUAACCUGAAACCAGAAGGAGAGUUUUACAAGAGAACCGAUCGAAGUGAGACGGAUAGCACAACUCUGGAAACAAUCAAGAGAGAAACACCCAAACGUCCCGUCGAUAACCUAAAGAUGGAGGGUUCUAUGACAGUGACCAGGAAAGAUGACUACAAAGCUACCACUAACAAAACAACUGUUGAAAGGACACAGCGCACUCAGAAAUAUAAGCACAAUAGUUCUUCGAUUACUUUGGGAAGUGAUACUGCCAUCCUCAAGACCACCAAUCAGAUGAAUUACGUUUCUGGCAAAGAUGCUGUUAAGCAGGUCGAUUCGAAUAGUCAGAAUCCUGUGGAUGGCUUGAUUGUGGUCUCCACGAAGAAGGUAACUACUGUCGUCGGAGGGCGUCAUAAGAAAGAACCCGAAACCGAAUAUGUCAAGAGGCCAGCGAAAAUCAACGUCAUUGAGAAUGUGGCCAAAAACACCACAACCACAAACAUUGAGAACACUCAAAAUAUCCACAAAGAAACAACAUCGAUGCAACGAAAUCACAACCUUGUCCAGAAUGCAUCAUUGACAACGGAUACAUCCAAGAUUGCAAUCGAGAGUGACCGUGGUCAAGUCACAAACAAAGUUGGAGGAGAAACCACCACACGAGUGGUGGCAGGAGGUUCAUCAUCCAACAUUGUGACCGGGGAUUCAUCGUCAACCCGAGUCGUGUCAGGAGGUUCAUCAUCCAAUAUUGUAACCGGGGAUUCAUCGUCAACCCGAGUAGUGUCCGGCAGGACUAUAACCCGCAACACCACAGAGGAUACUACUUCAAGAGUCGUAUCUGGCAGAAACGUCUCCAGCAAUAUAACUGGCGACACAACGACGCGUGUGGUUUCUGACAGGAAUGCCUCUAACAAUAUAAUCGGAGACUCUGGAAGUAGGACUACCCAAAACAAUAUUGUCUCCGGUGGCUCAACAUCCCACAUGUCCUCUUCAAAACACUUCCAUCACAGGAAGAGCGAGUUCUCCUCCGAGGCCGAUGUGUCCAACACAAUAUUCCACCGCAAGAGCGUGACCUCUGACUCGAAUACGGCCAAUGGUAGCCUGACCUCCAACGGCAAGAUGCAGCGCAAAAGUAUUCUGAAUCUGCACGAGCAACCCUCCAGCAGUGCUACUUAUGGCGGGGAUCGGCAAAGCUACAGCAGUAUCCACCGGCAGAAUCGGGAAUCGGAUUUGAACAGCAGCUUCUCCACCGAGCGCCGCAGCUGCAGUGUUCACAAGGAAAACCGAGAGCACAACACGAAGAACUCAUCCUCCAUGUCUCGAAUUAUCUCUGGUGGGGGCAGUAGCGCCGAUACCAGAUCGAAUGUGGAACGGACAACAGUGACACGCACCCACAUAUCCGGGGGCGGGGGCAUCGAUUUUCCAUCUCAAUCUCACUCCCAUGUCGGCAGCCAUGUGACACGUCACCGUGGCGGCCAGCAUGUGUCCAGCUCCAGUGGCGGCAUCGAUUUCCCCUCCUACAGCGCCCACAGCCACACCGAACGUGUGGUCACCCGUCGCGGCAAUCAGUCCUCCAUUAGCCUCGGCAACGACAAGUUCACCGGCUCCAGUAUGUACAAGAGCGAAUAUAUAACUGCCCCGACAUCGACGUGUGCUGUGCACAAGAUAAAGCAAGGUGCAUUCCAACAUACCAGGAGUACUCAAGAACACAAGUUCUUCAAGACCUCAAACUAAUCCCGAAAUCAGAUAAAUCCCAGCUACGAUUAUAUACAUAUCUUUUGCCUCACUAAUAUCCAUAUCCCAUAAUAACGAUAAUAUAGUGCCUAAGCUUCCAUGACAAUAUGUGUGUUUUAUACAAACCAUAAAGAUUAACAAUAAACGUAAUUUUUUCAAAGCAA